Messenger RNA from Panicum virgatum (switchgrass), 1507 nucleotides. Its product is annotated as GDSL esterase/lipase At4g10955-like. The record is from RefSeq and is a predicted model, not a curated record. NCBI's taxonomy places the organism in Eukaryota, Viridiplantae, Streptophyta, Magnoliopsida, Poales, Poaceae. The transcript has 2 exons. The coding region runs from base 287 to 1093 and encodes 268 amino acids.
AAGGAAGGGACGGGGGGGUGUCGCAGCCCCGAUCGCGCGCUUUGUUCCGGCGCGUCCGCCUUUAUUCCCCGCCAUUAAAAAAACGCGCAAAGCUUUGCCCCACUAGCUAAGCAAAUUCGGCGUGAUCCUGCGCCAAGCCCGGCUCGGGGUAUAUAUUGCCCGCCUCCCCUGCCAGGCCUUCCCUACGACACCAGCGGCAGCUGCAAGACACAGAGGCGCAGGGAGAUCGAUCAGCGUUAAGGAGAAGAAGAGUGGUUCAGUGGUUGCUGAUUCUAGCUUGGUGGCCAUGGCAAUGGCGCAGCAAGCGAGCUUGUCCUGCUCGACUGCUACAUGGAGAGAGCUCACCAACACGAGCUGGAGGGACGACGACUACAGGCGCAUGGUGAUGGCGUACCUGAUCGAGGCGGUGUACCUGCUGGAGCUGGAGCGGCAGGAGCGCCGGGACGCGGCGGCGGUGGCGCAGCAGUGGUGGAAGCCGUUCCAGUACCGCCUGGCGCACGAGCUGGUGGACGAGCGCGACGGCUCCGUGUUCGGGGCCAUCUUCGAGCGGGACCCCCACGUCGACGCCGCCGGCCGGCCGAGCCCCAGCGGCGCCCCGAGCGCCGUCGUCGCGUUCCGGGGCACGCUGCUGCGCGUGCCCACCAUCCGCCGCGACGUCGAGGACGAGCUCCGCCUCCUGGCCCGGAACAGCCUCCGCGGCUCCGCGCGCCUCUCCCGCGCCCUGCAGGCGCUCAGGGCCACCAUCGACAGGUUCGGCUCCGAGAACGUGUGCGUCUGCGGCCACUCCCUGGGCGCCGGCUUCGCGCGCCAGGUCGGCCGGAUGCUCAUGGCCUCGUCGCCGCGGCACCCGCGCCAGCAGCCGCAGCAGCAGCAGGCCGCCGCCGCGUCGCUCGAGUUCCACCUCUUCAACGCGCCCUACCUGUCCCUGCCCAAGGGCGUCCGGAGCGUGGUCAAGACGGCCGACUGCCUGCUCAAGGCGCUCCGGUCCGGCGCCGCCACCGUCGGCAGGUGGCACGGCAAGGCGCUCCGGAACGUGGCUUACGCCAACUGCAUCCUCGGGUACACCAGGCUCGAGAGCAGCAGGAAGUUGUGAGGAUCGGAUGCGUCGCCCCGAUGCUGACCUGACCCGUUGCACGAACCCAAACUGUACCUAUCCGAGCCCCCGUGUGUGUGUGAAUCAGCUCAUCACCUUGUAGAAAUUCAAUUUCUAGGAGAGGAAUAAGCAUCUGUCCGGAGAGGGAUGCAAGGCUCUGCACGCGUGCUUUGCUUUGUACGGCGCAAGAAAAACUUGACAGUAUGAAUUGUGAAUUACUAUCAUAGUAGCAGAUAGAGCCUACCGUCUGUAACCGGAAGGUCCCGGGUUUGAGCCCCAGCCUCUGCACAUUUGUGUGGGUAAGGCUUGGAGCUUAAAAACAACUCUUCCCCAGAUCCCGCACAGUGCGGGAAGCCUACGGCACUGGGUACACUUUUUUUUUAUCAUAGUAGCAGAUACAUUUCUUUUUCUUCA